ACUCACUCACCUACUCAUGCCCCCCAAUACCACUUUGACCCACCCCAUCGAUCAAUUGAUCACCACCACAACCCACACCCCGCACGGUCGAUCUAUCUUGUUAUAUGCGUGCAUGGAGGGGAGCAGCAGCCAGCUGCUGGAGACCUGCCUUCCUGCUAGCCUCUACGCGGUUACUCCUCCUCCAUGCGCCCAUCCUCAUCCCCUUCUUGCCCCGCUGCCGAACCAGCAGCACAUGCUUCUGCAGAUGCCGUUUGUCAAGGAGCAGGCUGCGAAUAAUCAUGGCCUGAUGCUCUCUUCGGACCACCACCACCACAGCGGCCUCCUGUACCCGCUGCUUCUUCCCGGCAUCCCUUUCUGCCCCUCCGUCGCCGCCGCCUGCGAGAAGACUACCACCACCGGCUCCGGGGCGCUCGAUGCCGGCGAGGCGGGCACCAGCUCGGCGGCGGCGAAAGCCACCGGCGAGAUCGCUAGUACCGCCGCCACCGCAUGCAACAGCCCAAGUUCCUGCAAUUGGUGGAAGGGCCCGGCGGCGGCAGCAGCGGGGGAGAAAGGAGGACGGAUGAAGGUGAGGAGGAAGAUGAGGGAACCGAGGUUCUGCUUCCAGACAAGGAGCGACGUGGAUGUGCUGGACGACGGCUACAAGUGGAGAAAGUACGGCCAGAAGGUUGUCAAGAACAGCCUCCAUCCAAGGAGCUACUACCGGUGCACCCACAGCAACUGCCGCGUGAAGAAGCGAGUGGAGAGGCUAUCGGAGGACUGCCGCAUGGUGAUGACCACCUAUGAGGGUCGCCACACGCACUCCCCCUGCAGCGACGACGCCGACGCCGGCGGCGGCGAUCACACUGGCAGCUGCGCUUUCACGUCGCUCUAGAGACCGAUGCAUAGCUUUGUGCAUCUGAACGAACCUGCUAGCACCUAGCAGCGCAGUGCUUUAGAGACGAUCGAUCGAUGCACCAAUAUAUCCAUGCAUGCAAGUUUGUAGAAAGUAAAUCAAUCAAAUGGAUCAGCACGGUACGCGUGCCUGCUUAAAGCCUGACAUCUGCCAUGCAUGAAGGCACAGAAAGCGAGGCCAGGCCACCAUGCUGGCUUGCUGCUGUAGCUGUAGCCUGUAGGCAGUACACACAUUGGUAAUCACCUGGUUAAUUGUACAAAGAAGGCAGCUCGUUGUUCAUCGUGCGUGCAGCUGCUAAUGAUUGCGAAACUGCACCAUAGCAGUUUCUGCGAGCCUGCAGGCAAACGAACCUGAGCUUGCAGACAAACUAAGCAGUGUUUGGUUGAAAAGACAGGUAGAACGGAGUCGUUCUGUCUUA
Messenger RNA from Zea mays, 1310 nucleotides. RefSeq lists its product as uncharacterized. The transcript is spliced from 4 exons. The coding region runs from base 113 to 871 and encodes 252 amino acids. Gene Ontology annotation, molecular function: sequence-specific DNA binding; DNA-binding transcription factor activity. The record is from RefSeq and is marked validated. NCBI's taxonomy places the organism in Eukaryota, Viridiplantae, Streptophyta, Magnoliopsida, Poales, Poaceae. Gene Ontology annotation, biological process: regulation of DNA-templated transcription.